Molecule: messenger RNA, 1500 nt
Organism: Cyclocybe aegerita
Lineage: Eukaryota; Fungi; Basidiomycota; Agaricomycetes; Agaricales; Hemipholiotaceae
Source: the annotation of a GenBank genome assembly
AUGCUACCCCAAUCUCUUCUACUCGCAAUCCUCCUCCUCCUUCCCGGGAAUGCGCACUGUGCAAACCAAAUUUCAUUUACGAGCCAGCUCCAACUAGACCCCCAGCAUCCCUUCACUCUCGAGGACAAUCAACAACCUCCCCACUUCACACCUUCGUCGUCGUACCCACUACCGCCUACACCUGCUAUUCUCAAAUCGCGCCCCACCACCGUCUUCAGACCUAGGUCCCUUAAUGCCCUUCAUCGCUCCCGCUUACGAUCUCUGCGUCAUGCAGAAAGUGAACUAGAGCCGUUGGCAUGGGAUCCGACGGAGGUUCAAGGCCCAGAUGUCGAGGACUUGCAUACCCUAACCCAGUUGGCUCGUAUGUCUGGAAAUGCAUAUGCCCUACCAGGUCAGAGCAACUGGUAUGAGGUUGAUCAAGCAUGGAACACGAGCUUCCCAUUUGGCUGGGAAGAGUCAGAUGGCUUCAGAGGGCAUGUAUUCCUCUCCUCUGACAACACAACCAUCGUCUUGUCGAUCAAGGGAACUACAUUACAAGGGCCUACCUCUAAGCUCGACAAAUUCAAUGAUAAUCUGCUUUUCUCCUGUUGCUGCGCCCGAGUAGACUUCUCUUGGGUGUUGCGAACCGUAUGCGAUUGCUACGCUCGCAACUUCCGAUGUGAUAACCAAUGCCUGACGGAUGCUCUAGUGCAAGACAGCUUGUUCUACUCUAUAGGUGUUAAACUGGUAGAUGAUCUUCGCAAGAUCUACCCGGCUGCGAACCUUUGGCUGGUCGGUCAUUCUUUGGGAGGUGCCCUUUCAAGUUUACUCGGGGCGACAUAUGGUCUUCCUGCUGUGGCAUUCGAGUCACCAGGCGAGAGGCUUGCAGCAUCGCGCUUACAUCUUCCCCUUCCUCCGCCUAUUCUUGUCCCAGGCCAGCCUCCUCCUCACAAGAAGCGCAAUUUCUUCACGUCCUGGCUCCAGAAAUUUCCCUUCCCGACAAGCAGCCAGCCCUCCAUUCCUGUUCCGACGCCUCCAUCGCCUUACCCACCGCCUUCUCCCUCCCACUACCCCAUCGCCACUACCCAUGUGUAUCACACAGCCGACCCGAUUCCUCAAGGUACCUGCACAGGCUCCUGGUCGCCGUGUGCUCAGGCCGGCUAUGCGCUAGAGACCCGCUGCCAUUUGGGGCAGAGCAUCAUUUUCGAUACGGUCAUGAAGCUCGGAUGGGUACCUAAUGUGCAGAGACAUGUUAUCAAGCAGGUCGUGCACAAUGUGCUAGAGGCGGAUGUCUGGUGGGGCGAUGACGACGAAGAGGAAGGUGACGGUGAUGAUGAUGGAGAUGUCGAGGAUGACGGAUCAUUGGGCCAGAAGAGGAAAGGGAAAGAGGGCGAGGGCGAUGAUAAUGACAAGAAGAAGAGAAGAGAAGGAAGAAAUGUAGUACCGAAACCGAUCAUUGAGGAGGAUUGUGUGGACUGCUACAAAUGGGCGUUUGGUGACUUUAAGGAUGAACUGCAGUGA